UCUUAAGCGAACCCGUGUGACGGCAGCACCCUUGCCAGUUGUAUUAAGGCUAUACGGCCCAGAAGAACCAAGCUGAAGAGAACAUUAAUGGUGCAAAGGCAUUUAUGGGCCAGAGAUUGGAGAAGAUAGGGCAAAGAUGUGGACUGCUAUGGCUAAAUACUUGCUAAGGAUCAAAGUCCAUCAAGACUAUCUUCAUACUCUGCUGCAAACACAGAAGGGCAAAAGCAUUCAUCAAAAGCAUUUCUCCCUGAGUAGGAGGCCUUGGCAACAUUCAGCUGGGACAGCACAGGCUGUUCAGACCUUCAACGCAGGUGCACCCAUCCGGAAAGUGGAAGCUCUGGAUAAGAACCAGUUUGUCUGUGUUCAUUGGGAAGACGGGAGUCAGAGCCUUUAUCCUUCUGUGUGGCUACGAGACAAUUGCCAGUGCCCUGACUGCUUUUUGCACUCUGCUAAGGCCCGUAAAUUACUACUUGAAAAUCUGGAUGUCAAUAUUGAGGCAAAAGAUGUCACUUUGACAGAACAAAAAAAGGUAUACAUUAUAUGGCCAGACAACCACACCAGUGAAUUUGAGGCUGAAUGGUUGAAGAAGAGAUGUUUUUCUGAGCAAGCGAGAGCAAAAAUACAAGAAGAAUUAUUUCUAUCAGAACGCCAGUACUGGGGUUCUGAUCUACAGCUCCCAACUAUGACCUUUGAUGAGGUUUUAUACUGUGAUGAAAGUGCAUACAAGUGGUUGGUCACCCUUAAAAAGGUGGGAAUUGUGCUGCUCACAGGUGCUGCUAUUAGACAGGGAGAACUGCUUAAACUUGGACAACGGAUUGGUUUCCUUCGCCUUACAUUUUAUGGUCCUACUUGGCAAGUACAAGACAAAAUGGAUGCUAACAAUGUGGCUUAUACAACUGAAAAGCUAAGCUUUCACACCGAUUAUCCUGUUCUACAACAUCCACCUGGGAUUCAGUUCCUGCACUGUAUAAAACAAACACCAACUGGAGGGGAGAGUGAAGUUGUAGAUGGCUUUCAUGUAGCAAACAAGCUUAAGGAGCAGAAUCCUCAGGCGUUCCAGAUCCUGACCUCCACCCUUGUUGAUUUCACAGACACUGGGGCAGAUUACUGUGAUUUCUCCGUGCAGGCCAAGCAAAGAAUUCUAGACAUAGAUGGCAAGGGCCAGGUGGUCCGUAUCAACUUUAAUAAUGCAACCAGAGACACAAUAUUGGACAUUCCUGCUGAAAAAGUGAAGCCAUUUUAUGCUGCUCUCAAGGAUUUUGUUAAUUUGCUAAAUUGUUUGGAGAAUAAGUAUACCUACAAGAUGAAACCGGGUGAAAUAGUGGUAUUUGACAACUGGCGUUUACUGCAUGGACGACAGAGUUACCAGGCAGGAACAGAAAUAUCCCGUCACCUUGAAGGAGCCUAUGCAGACUGGGAUGUGGUACUGUCAAGACUACGAAUCCUACAGAAGAACGUCCUGAAGAGGAUGUAAACUUUGAAGGCUGGGCUAAUAGGGAAUCGUGCCUCUGCACAAGUGACAGAGUAGUCCAGAUAGCCUGUUCCCAGAGGAUAAUGAUCUCGUGCGCUUCCAGACUGCCUGCAGUAAGGUCCCAGUUGACAACGCUCUAGGUAGUCUAUUAGAACCCUGGCUGAUCUCUGGUACGGGAUUAACUGGGCCUCUGCGGUUGACAUGAAUGUUGAUACCAGUGUUCAUCAUUAUGUGAUUUGGAAAAUGAAUUUGGCCAGCUUGUAUGGUUCAGAUACGUUACAAGUCAGCUUGGAAUACAGAAUGAGAUUCUGCACAUUUAUGUUCAGUGUUCAGCAAACCACACCCCCAAAAGCCAGUUUCUUUUCAACUUCAUGCAUAAAAGUUAUUGAAUAUCAAGCCAUUAUUCUCAAAAAAACUUUUGUCAAUCACUAUGAAACUAUGUGAGCCACAUACCUAGCUGAUUUGUAGGUGCAUGCUUAGAAGUCUUUUUUAAAUGGCAGCACUUUACCUAUAAUGAAACUAUCAUGGAUUCCUGUAAAACUACAUAUCCAGCUGCUUUGCAAUUACAUGCACUGAAAUUCUAUUUAGUUAACCCCUUACUUUCACUGAAGCGCUCAUCGAUCGCUGUGAACUGCAUGAUCGUGGUUGCCUGUGUGGUGAGUAGCUUCUCAGAGUCACUCCUCUCAGACAUCUCUUGCAAAAAUUCUGGGACUACUGUUCCCCACCCAGAUCUAUAAUUCUUUUGUUCCUAGGAGUGUUGGGGGUAGCGGUUGAGUUUCCAAGUGGCUCUCUGCCAUGUCUGGUGCUGGGAAAUAUAAUUGAUUUGGGGCAGUGUGUUAGCAUGCAUGCACCAACCUUAUGAGCUGGGGAAGGAUUCUUGGAAAGCAGGCAAACAUUCUCUGAAAACAUUCUCCUCAUUAGUUAACACAGUUAGCAACUAGACACUUUCUUCAUUGAUUAAAGCUCAGGCAGCUCUCAGGUUUUCUGGAGCAUUGAGGGCAAUGAAACAGCAGGAGGAAACAGCUAGAGAAUAGAUGUGUUGGAUGAUUUGCAACAAUUUAGAACAUUCACCGCUUAGUGCCUUCUCAAAGUCAUGUGAUAUGGAGGUGAUGGUAGCAAAGCAACAGCAUGAGUUUAUGGGUUUCCUUGGUAGGAGUACCUCAGUGGAAUCGUGAUAUCUGCUGGGUCAGAUUGCUGCUGAACCUGUAGAAGUAGACCAAAGCCAUUUGGUUUCACUGGGCCUUUGAAGGAUAACAAUCUUUCUGGUAUUCUGACUCUGCUGACAGUUUUUAUUCUUCUGUAAUGCUUUUUGAUUUGAUUGUGUCCUUAGAAUGAUUAAGAUUUUUAACCUGAAUUAUUUUGCAUAUUGGGAUUUGACGUUUGUGGGCAUGUUGUGGAAGGAAUGGCAGGCUGAAGAUGAUUAUGUUGAAAACAGCAACACUAUUACAACCUCUGCUCAGGUUUUAAAGUAGUCAUCAUUGGGUCUUUGCACUGCUAUGCUAGAUUUCCAGCAACACGUGUUGUCUUCUAACCGAAAGACAAAGAAGUCUGAAGCCCAUACAGAUAUGACGUUUAAAAAUUGUUUAGUGUGUAAAAGGUAUAGCAUGGUACAGCCAGGAAUAACCCAGACCACAGUGAACAUAUCUUACAUAUUCUUCUGAAAUAGGCCUGGAAUCUGCCAUAAAACAGCAGAUUGUAGCGGUAGCACAGAAUUGCACUGUAAAGCCAAGUAAAGAAUUCUCUAUAAUAAAGUUGGGAUGCAUUUGCACAUUUAUGUGGUGUCUUGGAGAUUAUGUGAUACUUUUGUUAUAAAUUAUAUUCCCAUUUAUUUAUGUUUCAGAGUUGUAGUAUCACACUCAGCACUUCCUCAAAAUACUAUGGAAUUACAGAGUCUGAUUUGUUUCGAUCAUGUGCCAAAUCUUAUUUAUUUGCUUCUUCAUUUAUACCCCCUUUUUUCUCCCCAGUGGAGACCCAAAGUGGCUUACACCCUUCUCUCCUCUGUUUUAUCCUCAUGACAUCUCUGACAAUAUGCAGUUAGCUGAGUAUCACCCAGC
This is a messenger RNA of Gekko japonicus, 3525 nucleotides long. RefSeq names its product butyrobetaine (gamma), 2-oxoglutarate dioxygenase (gamma-butyrobetaine hydroxylase) 1 (gene BBOX1). Gene Ontology annotation, cellular component: mitochondrion. Gene Ontology annotation, molecular function: gamma-butyrobetaine dioxygenase activity; iron ion binding. The record is from RefSeq and is a predicted model, not a curated record. Lineage: Eukaryota; Metazoa; Chordata; Lepidosauria; Squamata; Gekkonidae. The transcript is spliced from 8 exons. The coding region runs from base 137 to 1474 and encodes 445 amino acids. Gene Ontology annotation, biological process: carnitine biosynthetic process.